This is a messenger RNA of Carassius auratus (goldfish), 1766 nucleotides long. Its product is annotated as tRNA wybutosine-synthesizing protein 2/3/4. Lineage: Eukaryota; Metazoa; Chordata; Actinopteri; Cypriniformes; Cyprinidae. Bases 1 to 1548 code for a protein of 515 amino acids. The record is from RefSeq and is a predicted model, not a curated record. Gene Ontology annotation, molecular function: protein binding. The transcript has 18 exons.
AUGGCUUUAGCGAGUGGACAUUGGGUUGACAAGGACAUCGCAGGAGUCCCACCAAGCCCAAGAUAUGGCCAUGCGAUGACUGUAGCAGGAAAUAUCGCUUUCUUGUUUGGAGGAGCUUCCAGUGCGAUCACAGAGGACCAUCCUCCGAUAUAUCUGAAUGACUUUUACAUGAUUACAGUUUCACCUGAUCGAGUUACAUGGGAGCUGAUGCCUCAGAAAGGUGACGUUCCCACAGCGAGAGAGGGACACACUUUAUGUGUCGUUAAAGGAAAACUCUACUUGUUUGGAGGUUCCUCACACCCUGAAGCUGGAGAGUGUCUCCCAGGCGUCUACUGCUUUGACAUCGACGCGUGUGGAUUGAUCUGUGCGUCAGUGACGUUGAUGUGGGAGAAGCUGCAGACUGCAGGAGUGUGUCUGCGGACUCUGAGACACAGCGCAGCGGCUCUGGGAGACAACAUCUAUGUGUUCGGAGGGAUUCUGGACAGCGUCUCUACAGAUGACCUCAUGAUGUUCAACACCGUGUCAUUGAACUGGAUGCCUAUUAAAACUACAGGAGCUCUGCCUUCAGCGAGAUACGGUCAUUCAUUAGCUGUGGUCGGGGAGCAGAUAUUUCUGUUUGGUGGAUGUUCAGAGGACGGGUCUCAAGCCAAAGACAUGUGUGCACUGAAUACAGAGACUCUGGUGUGGGAACAGUGUAAGGUAAAAGGAGAGGCUCCUGUUGUUUGUGCCGGUCAAACCUUUACAUCACACCAUGACAAGGAUAUUUACUUAUUCGGAGGAACCAUCACUAAUCCAGACGGAGUGGUAUCAUCAACAAAUGAAAUUCACAAAUUAAGCAUCGGAAAGAUGAAAUGGAAAGUACCACUGUAUGUCGGCAUCCCUCCCUCCAGACGUCACAGACACACAGCUUUCAUCGUCCACAGUCAUCUUUAUGUGUUUGGAGGCAAAAAUGAGGAACAAGAUUUUAAUGACUUGAAAAUAAUGAAAUUAAUAAACCCCUCAGAGAGACAGCCAGUGAUGAAGGAGAUCUUGUCAGAGUUUGGACUGCAGGGGGCCAGUAACAGCUUCGCCCCAACAAAGAUUCCCAACGUGAAAUACGAGCUGAGUCAGUCUCCAGUGACCGUGAAGAGCUACAGAAGUGAAAACAUUCAGGUGAGCGUUCAUAGAGAUUUCAGCGCCGUUCGUGACGAGGCCAUGAACAUGAUCCACAAAGCUUUCGCCAUGUUAGAUGAGGAAUUCCAAAAACUAGACCGAGAAAAGGAAGCACUUGCACGGGACGCAGAGGCUCUACAGAAAGAGCGCGAGGCUCAAAACCAGCAUCUGCUGAGACGGAAACAGGAACUUGAGGAUAUGCUGGAGAGACACCGGAGUCAGAACGAGGCCUGGCUGCGUGCGCGAGCGGACGAGAACGACAGGGAGAGGAAGGAGCUGUGGAAACUGAGGGAGGAGGUGCUUCAGGAGCAGGAGAAGCUGAAAGAGGAGCAGUGCAACAUCCAGAAACGCAGCGAGCAGCUCCUGUCCAUAAUGCAGCAGUUCAAAGGCAUGUGAAGACACUGUCUCCAUGGCAACCGCAGAGAGACGGCGUCAUCAUUGAUGCCACUCCCUUACUGAGAAAUAUCUGUCUGAUGAUGCUUUGGUUAUUUCAGUGUGUGUGUGCGUGUGUGUGUGUGAAUUAGAUUACCUCAUCACCAGUGAUACCUGUAGAGCACAGGAUGAUUUGUGAUGCAUGUGAAAAGAUUUUUCUGAAACAUGAAGUAAACCAAGGU